ACUAAGAUCAACAUACCAAGCUUUAGCUAGAAUGGCCUCUGUUACAACUUGCACAGUCAGGAAUUGACUAACAAUAGAGGCUGUGUAGUCUUUAGUCUUGGUCUAGUAUAAAGGUAGGGGUGACAGCAGUCAGCCAACAAGCAGAAUCAGCUUCAGCUUCUACCCUGUGGAACUACUGAGAAUCAAGCAGCGCAACCAUGAAGGUCACUUUCUUUGAGCACAGGAACUUCCAGGGUCGCUCUUAUGAGUAUAUGGGCGACUGUGGUGACUUCUCCUCCUACAUGAGCCGCUGUCACUCUUGCAGAGUGGAGAGUGGAUGCUGGAUGAUGUACGAUAAUCCCUACUACAUGGGAAAUCAGUAUUUCUUUAGGAGGGAAGACUAUUCUGAUUACAUGUCUAUGUUUGGAAUGAGCAACUGCAUCAGGUCCUGCCGUAUGAUUCCUAUGCACAGGGGAUCCUACAGAAUGAGGAUCUACGAGAGGGAGAACUUUAUGGGCCAGAUGUACGAGAUGAUGGAUGACUGUGACAACUGCAUGGACCGUUACCGCAUGCCUCACUGCCAGUCCUGCAAUGUGAUGGACAGCAACUGGCUCAUGUAUGAGCAGCCCCAAUACAGAGGCAGAAUGUGGCACUUCAGGCCUGGAGAGUACAGGAGCUUCAGCAAUAUGGGUGGCAUGAGAUUCAUGAGCAUGAGGCGUAUCAUGGACUCCUGGUACUAA
Molecule: messenger RNA, 719 nt
Organism: Sinocyclocheilus anshuiensis
Lineage: Eukaryota; Metazoa; Chordata; Actinopteri; Cypriniformes; Cyprinidae
Product: gamma-crystallin M2-like
Exons: 3
Coding region: 198-719 (173 amino acids)
Biological process (GO): lens development in camera-type eye; visual perception
Molecular function (GO): structural constituent of eye lens
Source: RefSeq, a predicted model, not a curated record